Molecule: messenger RNA, 906 nt
Organism: Alternaria ethzedia
Lineage: Eukaryota; Fungi; Ascomycota; Dothideomycetes; Pleosporales; Pleosporaceae
Exons: 4
Coding region: 1-906 (301 amino acids)
Source: RefSeq, a predicted model, not a curated record
AUGACGUACACCAGGAAGCAGGUCGUGACUUGCAUCAGCGUGCUAUAUCUCGUCAUCGCAACCGCGCUCGCAGGGUGGGCUGCCUCCCGCGCGAACGCUCGUUCAGUGCCCAUCUCCGACACAUUGACCGGCUUCACUACGGCUCUACCCAUCGUCUCAGGCCUCCUGCUCGAGUGCGGCUAUGACUUCACGCGUCGGCAAGAGCGUCGCAAGCAUCUGGGCCGCGGCGAGAUCCAGCGCCCGCCACUCGUAAUCAUCGCGAACACGCUCAUCUUCAUCUACUCGACGGUCGUCGUUACCCUCGUCGGCACUCAUGUCGCGCCGCCUUCUGGGUUAGAUUGCGGACUGCGCGAGCGCUGGCAGACGUUGUUCAAGCACAAGGAUGCGAGUGCCAUCCGCCAGAUCCAGGAUGCCUUUGAGUGCUGUGGCCUCGCCAACGCGCGCGACAUGGCAUGGCCUUUCCCAGACAAGACACACAAGGCCGACGCAUGCCAGAUCACGUAUGCUGGCAGAGCUGAUGGCUGCUUUAAAUUCUGGAAGGCUGAGGAGCAAGUGGUUGCCGGCAUGCUCAUGUCCGUCGUGGGCAUGGUUUUCAUCUGGCAGAUCCUCAUCAUCGCUAUUCCCACACAGAAGGAGUCCUGGCUGCAUCGUAUUGCGCCGGAACGUAUCUCCCGCAUGAUUGCCGACGAGCGCAACGGCGACACCGAGCCUCGACGAGCCAUCGAUUACAUACCCGGCUACAACAGCAACCGCUACUCUGACCGCAUCGAGGAGGAGACUGAAGAAGACAGCCAGGACUCAGUCCGUGCUAUUGAGGAGGGCAAUCGCCGCCUCGAUGGCGCGCUGCCAGGACAUGUUGAGCGCGACCAGCAGCCUAGUGUCGAGAACGAAUGGGCGAGGAACUAG